AUUUGUGAGUUGCCAGUGUAAUGAGCUUCCUAAAAGCAUAUGCAACUCUAUCGUUAAUCCUAUCCCUCGGAAAACUGGGAUCCAUGCAAUUGCUGGACAGAGGAUGCAUACCACCUGCAUAUGGAGCCAGAGUGACUGGUGGACAAAAUGCAAGACGAGCUCCGUGGAUGGCAUACAUUACCCUGAAUGGAAAGUACAAGUGCGGCGGCUCACUCAUUGCAAGCUCUUUUGUUCUCACCGCUGCUCAUUGUGCAAAACAAAACUACACAAGCUUAAUAGUGAAACUGGGAGAAUACGAUUCAUCGACGACUUUGGAUGGUCCAACAGUAAGCUUUCGUGUCAAACAGGUGUUAAAGCAUCCAUAUUACGAAACCAGAACUUAUUCCAAUGAUAUUGCUCUACUAAAGCUGCAUCGAAAAACCAAUUAUAAUGCGCAAAUCAGACCGAUUUGCAUCCUUUUAAGCCCAAAACUUAGGCCAGUGAUAGACUCCAUUAGGAAAUUCACUGUCACUGGCUGGGGCACCAAAAGUGCAUAUCAUAAAAAAGCAUCGAAUAUACUUAAACAGAUGCAUGUCCAUCGGUUUGAUAAAAAUCCCGAUUGCCGCAACAGAAGGGAAAAAUUUUGUGGCAGCAACACCAGCCAGUUUAUCUGCUACGGAGAUUCAGGUUGUCCAUUGUGGGCAUAUAUAAGAUAUUAUGGCAUCCCUAUCUAUGCCCAGUUCGGAUUAGCCAGUCAAGUGUCAAGUCGGUUAUGCAACGGAUUUGGCUUCUAUACAGACGUCUAUAACCAUACAGAGUGGAUCUAUCAUACAGUGCGACGUCAUUGGUAAUAAAAUUCGAAGGAAAACUUAAAGCGAGCGAUUAUUCAUAGUCUUAUUAAUAACGAUAUUGGUGUUCUCCACUGUUGCGUACUUAUGUUUUAGUGAUUUUGUAAGCUUGAUAAAUAAAAACGUGUAUGAAACCAACGCGAUAUGUGAUUAAGCUUAUUCAGAGUUGAACAGUUGCUAGUAUAUAAACAAAGCAACUAAAUUGAAAGUACCAAUUGUUUGAUUCUUUAGCUGCAAGAGAGAUGAAGUCUGUAAAAG
This is a messenger RNA of Drosophila simulans, 1085 nucleotides long. RefSeq names its product serine protease grass-like. Gene Ontology annotation, molecular function: serine-type endopeptidase activity. The transcript has 4 exons. NCBI's taxonomy places the organism in Eukaryota, Metazoa, Arthropoda, Insecta, Diptera, Drosophilidae. The record is from RefSeq and is a predicted model, not a curated record. Gene Ontology annotation, biological process: proteolysis. The coding region runs from base 21 to 830 and encodes 269 amino acids.